This is a messenger RNA of Medioppia subpectinata, 1320 nucleotides long. The record is from the annotation of a GenBank genome assembly. Lineage: Eukaryota; Metazoa; Arthropoda; Arachnida; Sarcoptiformes; Oppiidae.
AUGUUAAUUGGUCGACUGAAAGUGUUAACAAAGAGUCCAUCGUUUGACGAGUUGGAGGAAGAGAUGCCCGAACUGGAGUCGGGCGGCCGGUACCGGCCCCGGGAGUGUCGAGCCCGACACCGGAUGGCCAUUAUUAUACCCUAUCGCGACCGGGAGGAGCACUUGCGGACAUUCCUACUAAACAUACAUCCGAUGCUCGAACGACAGCAACUCGAUUAUGGUAUUUACAUUGUCGAAGAGGAUCUGAGUAGACGUGUGGUGAAGACCGAGUGGGCGGCCAUUGAGAUACCGGAGCUCGAGUUCGAGAUCACCAAACAGACCGGACUCAUCACUACCGUCGAGGGUAUCCUCGAGCGGGCCAUCGAUGGUCUGAAGCAUACCAUUAAAUCGUUCACCGAUGAGGACCUGUUGCUCAGCGAAAACGUGUCUUCGCGGCAAAAACUGUGCGAUUUUGUACUCAAAUUGUCUCUUUUGAAAGAAGGCAACGAGUCGUUCACUUUUGUACUGAAAAUCACUAAUUAUCUGAUCCCUGGCGUACAGAUCCUGUCCGACAUCAGCGGCAAUAGUUAUGUGGAGAGUCUGUGCGCACCGCCGGCUGUGGACCCGCAGGUGGACAGCACUCGUUUCAUACGGACCAUCGAUGAGGACAAACUGCUGGGCAUUUACGAGUUCGGUGUGGACAACGACAGGACGGCCACCGAAGAGACACAAGCCGUGGCCAAUAAACUCCAGGACGAAGUGCUGCGCUUUCCCACCAAUUGUCCCAACUGUUCGGCGCCCGCCUUUACCAACAUGAAAGUGCAGCAGAUACCGCACUUCAAGGAAGUGGUGAUAAUGGCCACCAAUUGUGACGCGUGCGGACACAAGACCAACGAAGUGAAGUCCGGUUCCGGCAUUGAGGACAAGGGGAUCCGCAUUACGCUUAAAGUUGCCGAUGAAAGCGAUUUGGAAAGAGAUGUGUCGGACACCUGUAGUCUAGCCAUACCGGAGCUGGACAUACAUAUGUCGGGCACGGGUUCGGGCCGUUAUACGACCGUCGAGGGCAUCGCCAGUACGAUCAUCGAUGACCUGAAACGGCACAACCCUUUCGUGUUCGGCGAUUCGGCUAAAGAAGACGUCAGGCAACGGAUGAGCGAUUUGGCGGCGAAGUUGGAGUCACUGGUGGGCCGGACGCUAGUGUUAAACGAUCCGUGCGGUAAUAGCUAUGUGUCCGGCGAUGGUCUCGACGUCGAACGGUAUGAGCGCUCAUACGAUCAGAACGAAGAGUUGGGCUUAAAUGACAUCAAGACUGAGAACUAUAGCUGAAAGUUGUGCCCAUUU